Pocillopora damicornis (cauliflower coral) is the source of this 2018-nucleotide messenger RNA. RefSeq names its product protein LZIC-like. Gene Ontology annotation, molecular function: beta-catenin binding. The record is from RefSeq and is a predicted model, not a curated record. NCBI's taxonomy places the organism in Eukaryota, Metazoa, Cnidaria, Anthozoa, Scleractinia, Pocilloporidae.
GAUAAUUUCGUAACCCACGGUAUAUAGUCCCUGGUUGGUAUGCUCACAAAGGAAAAAAAAUACUGAAGAAUUAAUACCUCCUUUAUCAUCUGAUAAUUUUGAUUGCGAUUAUCAGCGAUUUCGUGCCCUACGUCGGUGGACUGGGAUUUAGUUUUUGGAUCGGUGGGCUUCACUGAUAUGGUGCAGCUUCGACAUUUAUAGAGUGAUUUUGGCCACAAAAGCUUCAGUAAUUCUCUCUUUUUUUCUUUCUUUCAAUUGUUUAAGUCGUGUACAAUAUGUACACGUACUGUACUGACAGGGGAGCCUUUGAAGUUUUUUAAUAGUAGAUGGUUUCGUUAUACUUUUAGUACUCCUCUGAUUUGAAGAGUUAACAACUUUUUGCCUUCUUAGUUUUUAAGUAAUACCCCAUCUCUUUAAUUCCUAAAGAGGAAGAAUUGCAUCGCAAGAAAACAAGUUUAAAUCAAAGAGUUUAUUCAAAACUGCUAAUCAUUUUUACAUCUGAAAUCUAAUUACCAUUAAUUCUUUUUCUUCAAGGUAUUUGCCUAUUUAAGUUUUUGCAUUGACUUUAACUGCUCCUCCCGUGCCUUUUUUUUGUUCUUACUACAUUUUGAUGUCAUCUGUGGUCAAUUACUAAACAGAAACACAGCAAAAUGGAAUCUAUUUGUUCAAUCUUUACCGACAUCGGAAGUUAUUUGCAGGAAUAUGACAUCCAGAGGGCAAAGUGAGACUCAGAAAUUAAAGCAAAAUCUAGGAGAACAGCUUGAUCGCCUUGUGGCUCAGCUGUCUGAUUUGGAAGAAUGCAACAAGUGUCAGUUGUCACUGAAGCCUCAAGAAGCUGAAUUUCUGGCUGAGAAUACAAAUGCAGCAUUGAGCUUGUUUGAGAAAGUUUCAGAGAACAUGGGAACUGGUGACAAGCUACUCAAAGUUGCUGGUUCACAAGUAGAGGAUGCACAGAAGUGAAUUGAGACAUGGUUUUUGUAUUUUGUUCAUCGUGAUUUAAACUGCUGUUUACCAGGAAUGAAAACAUACAAACAAUUUCUUUCUGUUUUUUCUUAUAAUUUCUCAAAUGCCAGUCGUUGUAGAAAUAAGAUAAGGAAAAGGAGGAAGAGUUAAUUUUUUUUUUUUUUUUCAUGUAGAUAAUCUAUAUCAUGAGAUUUCUGAGAUAUCAAACGAAUAGUCAAAACCUAGAAGUAAUGGUGAACUGGGUCAGUGUCAGCUUCUGAGCAACUGGGUACUUACCCCUCCCCUGACCCAACAACAGUCAACUGGUAACAAGUUAGAGUUAAGUUGGGUUAGGUGCAGGGUGGGUACAUGGUUGGCUAGAUACUGACAUUGAUCCAGUGAACCUAUAACCAUGGUUUUGACUAAUGACACAAGCAAAGCACCAGCGCAAUGGCAUGCACAAGGUAAAUAUGCAAAGUGAAAAUGAAAGUCAAUAUGCACUGUAAGCACUAUAAGCACAAGGAAAAGGAAAAAAUUCUGAUGCUUGUGCUUAAGCUUGCACUCGUGUUUAUGCUUGCAUCAAGGCUGUUUUCACAGUGAAAUAUGAGCUGUUGUGCUUGCAGUAUUUGUGCUUGCACUUGUGCUUGGGUUGAUAGUAAAAAACCAGGUGAUAGACUUUACCUUUAAGCAGUCAGGAUUGUUGGAGAAUGCAUGAGAAGUCUAUAAAUUUUGAGUCAAUGUUAAGUGAUUUCAAAACUUUUCCAUUGUCAGCAAGUGUAGCUUAACUGAUUAAAAGUGUGAUCAUUUGGAUAGGAAAAUUGAAUUUUUUGGUCAGGACACAAAGUGUAGUUUUCUUACUGCAGGAUUUUCUAUUUAACUGAGAACUGCCAAUGACCAAUUAUGAUGGCACACUCGCAGUACUUAAGAUUAAUUUUACCAGGGCUUGAAUCCCAACAAAGUAUCCCAAAAUGACUGCAGUCAUGAAGGCUAUAUUUAAAAUGUUGCAUUUUAUUAUCAUAUCAGCAAUAAUCAGCAAAUGAUGUGCAAAACUAAUUCAAUAAAGGUUGUGUAGGAGA